AUUCAAUAUGUCUGCUCCCUUGUCCGCAUCUCCGACAAAAAUGUCAAAACUUUGUACAUUAAUUUCUAGCCUAAACGCUGAUGUUUCUAAUAAAGAUGUUCUCGAUUCUUUGAAAAUUUUAAAGACAGACUUUGUUAAAAGACCAAAUGGAUGCGAACAAAUUGUAAAAUGUAAAGGAAUUCCCCCUUUAAUUUCCUUGUUGGAGCACACGAACUCAACUCGCAUUAUGGACCUGAGCCUCAGUAUUCUUGCUGACUGUUCUCUGCAGCUUGAAGAAAUAAGACUUUUGAUUAAAAAGUUAAAUGGUAUAAAGAUAAUAGUAAAUAUUCUGAAGUGCCAACAUAAAAGUGUGCUGAACAGGGCUGCACGUGCUCUGGCAAACCUUGCCCUUAGCCAUGAAAAUAUUGCCACCAUUCACAAGUGUAAUUCUGGGCCACUGCUGAUAAAACUUCUGAGAGAGAGCAUUGACCCGGGUACUCAAGAGAGCCUCACCAGAGCCAUCAGGCUUAUAGCAAACACUCCUAGGCAUCAAGCUUUGAUUGUAAAAGCUGAAGGUCUAAGACCAAUUGUGAAGCACCUGCAAUCUGAUCUUGUGUCCGUUAUCAGCCAGUGUGUCCGUGCUGUAGCUGCCAUCACCAGUGACUGCUCUCCAGCUGCUGCGAUUCAAGUAUUAGAAGAAGGUGGCAUAACAAGGCUAGUGCAACUCACAUUGCAUGAUAAAUCUACUGUAAAAGAACAUGCAUUUGCUGCUUUGAUUAACUUAAUGAAACACAGCACAGUGCGUGCUAGUGUUGGUAGUGUCAAUGGUGUCGCGCUUUUUUUAGAAGGUCUCCAGCAUCCCUGUGAGAAAGCCUUUGCUUUACAUCUGCAUGCAUUAUGUCUUUGUUGUCAAGAAGCAGUAAAUAGGGCUAAAGUUAAAGAGCUGAAUGGCUUACCAGUAUUGAUAAACAUAUUGAAAACAAAUGAACAUACUAUUCAUCAUGACAGAGUAAUUUUGGCUUUGGAAUGUUUUUAUUUUGAUGAGGACGUCUUGCAACUGUUUGCCGGAAGUGGACUUAUUCAGAUUUUGAUUGAAAAACUACUUUCAUCUGACAUGCUCCAAGAUGUUACUAGGUGUACUGAAGAUGAAGUAGAUAUAUUGGAAGGAUGUGAAGAAAAAACAGAAUCAGAUAGUUUAUAUAGAGGCACUAACUCUAAUAUUAGCAGUCCACACAAAAAUCCUAAGACUUCUACGUCAACAUUCAAAGUAAAAUCAAUUUUUGAUGUUGGUGAUGUUGAUGAUGACGAAAAUGAUGCUGCUGAUGAAGGUCAUGAUGAAGAUGAGAGUAGAAUGUCUCCAAAAACAGAUAGCUCCCAAUCAACAUUAGUAAUUUCAAAUGAUGUUUGUGAGUUUGAUCAAUUUAAAAGAAAACCACAAUCAUAUAGUCCUUUAGGUGUGGAUUUAGCUGCAUUUUUGAGGAACCAGGAACAGGGUCAUCCAUCUAGUAUGUCACCAUCUAGCGAUAUAUGUUACUCACCAUGCUUUUCUAUGAGUCCGCCAUCGUAUGAAUUCUCUCCUACCUGGUCACCACAGAUGAGCCCUGAAAGUGAAGAUCGUGCAUCUAGCUCAGGAACUUUUCAUUCUGGUGUUGUAGAGAAAUGGCAGCAUGAAGAUAAUUUUAUUAAAAAUCUUGAAGACAAUAAUACAGAAAAAGGCACUUCAGACAUAUUGAAUAUUGAAAAAGACCCUGAAAGUUCAGAGGAAAUAGCAUUGCCUCCUGGAUCCAAUAAAAAGAGAAAACAUAACUAUCAAAUGUUUGGCAGGAAGUCAAGAAAACAUAAUGUAGAUGAUAUAAAAUCUUCAUUUACCUUUUGGCGUGUCGAGCAAGAGGAAGCAAAGGCAAUGGAAAAUCUGUCACACACAUCAGUGGAAACAACACAUCUGCCUGUUAAUGAAUCCAGCCCAGCUGUCAUUAGAUUGAAAGGAAGAGAGCAUGGCAUACUGCUUCUAUUGUCAAGGUUCUCGCACAAAAAUAAUUUGUGCAAAUAUUUAACAACAUUAGACUGUUUUAAUGUUUUUUUAGACAUUAUUCUAAAGUCUAAAAACAUGAGAAGUGUUGCAAAAUGCCGGAGGAUAGUUGUAAGACUUCUCCAUAAUGCACAUUGUCUUGAAGACAUUAUCUUAUUGGGAAUUCCUACUCUAAUCAAACAGAGAUUAAUAGAUAAUUCUUCACUAAAACAAGAACUGCGAUCUAAUGUUCGCAAGUACUGGCCUGCAGUAGAAAUAAUAGAUCACUUGCUCCACCAUGUUGCGCUUCAAGCUGAGACAGUGUUUGGAGAAACUUUGAUAGAGAACAUGAUAACAUCAACAUUGAAACUGCGGAGGUUUGCCUGUUGCAAAGCUCUUCCAUUUCUUUGCAGAUCGCCUAAAACGCAGAAGAAAUUACUGCAUGAUAUGAGUGCAAUGAGCCUGUACAGGGAGUUUCUUCAUUUGUCUCAAGAUGAACAAACUUUAAAAGAAACUGUAUUUAGUCUUCAGCAAUUGGCACAUAUUGUUGGUAUCAAGGACCCAGUAAAAUUGCACAGAAGGAAACUUGGAUAUCAAACACUGCAAGGAUGCUGCAAAUAUGAAGAAAGCCUUGUAAAUACAGACUUUGAAUUUGUCCUGGAUGACAACACUAGACUUGCUGCCAACCGUAAAGUAGUCAGUCAAAAUUCAGAUUUUUUUGCAGCGAUGUUGAGUGGAGAUUUUAAAGAAUCCCAUCAGACUAUUGUUCCAUUGGCAGAUGCUUCACAAAAGACUUUGGAAUUCAUCUUGCAUAAACUUUAUGGAUGUACUCAAUGUUCUGUAAUAUCUUUAUUUGCUAUUCCUGAAUCAGGUAUUCAAGUUGAAGGCUCUGGUAAUGUCAGUUGCUCACCAAAUAAUAUGCCUUCAUCGGAAAUUAACUUAUCUAAGGAAGAGGUUCCAAUGAGUAGCGAUGCUCAAAACACAAUGACAAUGUGCGAUACAAGCCCACUGUUUAGUGGUGAUCAUUCAGGUACUGGCGACUUGAAUGAGAGGACAGCAAAUGAUCAGAUUGGAGCUGUGGACAUUGAUGACUCAAAUGUGCUAAUGUGCAUUGAAGCUAUGGUGGUUUCUGACCGCUUUCUCUUGCAUAACAUUCAAAGACAUGUAUAUGACAGAGUAGUUUUAAAGGUUCUUAGUGGUAAAACAGCACCCUCUCUGUACACAUAUAGCAAACAAUUUGAAUAUGAAGAACUCAGUAAGGCUUGCCUGGCACAUGUUCUGUGUGGUGAUAAUGUGAAUUCAGAGACAUUCAAAGCUUUUUUGAAGCCAGGUACUUCAUCAGCUCUAGACGAAAUGUUUUCAUUUAUAAUCCAAAAGUCAAGGUAGCUUGUACUGUACUAAGGAGACGAUUUAGUAUGGGACUACACAGGCUUUAGCUACCCCUAAAAUAUUGAUUGUUAAAGAAAGAAUAUUGUACAGUAAGUAGCUAUAGGACUGAAGUAAAGUUUUAAAUUAUUUAAACUACAAGAAACCCUUGAAUGAUGAAUCUGUGGUUGAUAACGAUUAACAUCAUUUCGAUAAGCCAAUUCGCAUGCUCGUAUCAAGCCAAUCUACAUAACCACCCCACAUACAACAUAGGUUUAUGUCGGAUGACUUUGAUUGAUUCUGGAUACAAGUAUGCCCAGCUCCAACCACGAAUUGGCUUAUUUCCCCCUUCUAGCACUCACAGCCUCUUGUCUAUAUAUUGUGUCAAUGAAUUCAGGGAAUGCUGGUAACACUGCUCUACCUAGGUCAUUAAGAAUCCUUAAAUUCGCUCACCUCAGCCCCAUCCUUGUUUGGGAUGAAGUAGCAAAGCAAACUGGUGGUGCCAAGAUUUUCCCAACUGGUUGUCCAAUGUCCUCGACGGGAAUCCGAUAUCCCCGACGGGAGCAUAAGUGUAGGCGAGGCCAAGUCCAGUGCAGAACACCCCAAGGGUGUCCAGUGAGCAAAGCCUCUGUAAACUCUGACAAUUUAGAGAUUUGAAAAGCUUAUUUGAUUGAUUUUUUUAGAAAAAUAAAAGCUUCCCUGAUAA
Anneissia japonica is the source of this 4058-nucleotide messenger RNA. Its product is annotated as armadillo repeat-containing protein 5-like. The record is from RefSeq and is a predicted model, not a curated record. Gene Ontology annotation, biological process: anatomical structure morphogenesis. Gene Ontology annotation, molecular function: protein binding. Bases 8 to 3373 code for a protein of 1121 amino acids. Lineage: Eukaryota; Metazoa; Echinodermata; Crinoidea; Comatulida; Comatulidae. The transcript has 4 exons. Gene Ontology annotation, cellular component: cytosol.